Trypanosoma cruzi is the source of this 1251-nucleotide messenger RNA. RefSeq lists its product as uncharacterized. The record is from RefSeq and is a predicted model, not a curated record. Gene Ontology annotation, biological process: centrosome cycle; interkinetic nuclear migration; positive regulation of centriole elongation. The transcript has a single exon. The coding region runs from base 1 to 1251 and encodes 416 amino acids. Gene Ontology annotation, cellular component: centriole; centrosome. NCBI's taxonomy places the organism in Eukaryota, Euglenozoa, Kinetoplastea, Trypanosomatida, Trypanosomatidae.
AUGAGUGGGGGCAGUGCGUCGGCCAGUGAAGCGUACAUUAGACCGUCUCCCACGCCGGCGCCCUCCGUCAAUUUUACAUCUGGCGAUACUCCACCCACUCCGACAAGAUCGACUCCGGCGGCAGCAGCAGCUGCUAAUUUUACAGCCCGGGCUGCGUCGAAAAAUGGCCGCGGGGAGGAGCGGAAGGCGGUGGCGGCGGCUGUUGCAGCAGAUGUGCGCGGGACGGUGGAAUACCGCGCGGCGUGGGACGUGGAGCUCUGGAAGGCCAUUCAGGCCGCGCGGCUACGGCGGCAGUUAGAGGAGCAGAAAAAGAGGGCUCUUGCGGCACUUGCCAAAUUUGUCAAAUUGAGGGAGCAACAGGCCACUGAGAGAUGCGAGCUCCGGGAGCGAGAGAUUGGACGCAGGGAGCAGCGUUUGGUGGAGGAGGAGAAGCAGAUGGAGAAGCGAAAGUGGCGGCUGGCGGAAAUGGAGAAGGACAUGCAACACAUGCGUCAGCAGUUGGCGGACGCUCGGCGGCGUGCGGAGGCAGAGGCGCAGGCGGAGGUGAAGCGGGCAAAGGAAGACACCGCACACGCGGUGGCGCUGCAGGAACAACGUAUACAGGCAGCAGAGGCACAAACAAAACGCGCGGAGGAGCGGUUGCAGCAGGCGCAGCGCGAUUACUUGGCGCUCUCAGAGGAGUUCCAUCGAUUUCGCACGCGGGAACUCGCGGGGCCUUCUGAGAAGGCGACCAGCGUCGAGACUCGGUUGCGGAGGGAGUUUGCGGUGGAGCAGCAGGCGCUACAGGACCGUCUUGAGCGGCGACACAUGGAGCGUGAAGAGCAGCUGACACGGCGCUGCCGUGAGCUUGAAGAGGAAAACAAGCGCCUUACGGCGUUGGCAACCAAACGCAAGGAGCAAAUGCGACGCACCGCCGAGGAAGUGGAACAGCUCAUUUCGGCGAAAAAAACACUAGAGCAGAGGCUGCGGCGAAAAUCGGCGAUAGACGCCACUGCAGACAUCACAGACACAGUAAAAAAGAAGAAAGAUUUGGCGGUGGGCGACGUGAUUUCGAAGGUGUCGGCUGCCGAUGUCGCACCGGUGGCAAAAGAAAUAGAGCGUCUGCGUUCUGAGCGUCGUAUUAUCCUGGAGGGGAGUGCGGGUGCGCUGGAUCAGGACAGCGACGUGGUCCGCUGCCUGGACGCGAGGAUUAACGAACUGCUUGAGCGUCUUCAGAGUCGGGGCUACGCGUUGCAGCCGGUGACAGAUUGA